Molecule: messenger RNA, 2152 nt
Organism: Symbiodinium sp. CCMP2592
Lineage: Eukaryota; Dinophyceae; Suessiales; Symbiodiniaceae
Source: the annotation of a GenBank genome assembly
AUGUCUGGAGCAGUCUUGGCGGAGAUGCUGGAGAAGAUGCGCGUGCGGGACAGCGAUGAUGCCCGGACCGUGCUCAGCAAGAAGUUGUCGUAUGUCCUACGUCAUGGAGCCAAACAGCUCGAUCUUCCCAUUACAGACGGAGGCUUCGUGGCGCUCGCUGACCUAUUGGCGAUUGAGCCACUCUUCGGCGGCGUUAAGACUGAGGACGUGUUGGAGGUCGUGGACGCUUCGAACUCCGAGAAGCAGCGGUACGAGUUGAUGCAGCAAGACGACGACUGGCUCAUCAGGGCCACCACCAAGCACACGAUGGAGGGCAUCCAAGCACCCACGGCAAAACCGAAGAAGUCGCCCAAGCGAGCGAGCAAGGAUCGCAGCGGGCGCUUUUUUCCGACCGACGAAGAGGAGUUCUGCCAGACAUGGAGGCUGGACCGAAUGGCUCGGCAGAGACUGAGCGAGCUGCCAGAAUCAAGUCGGCAGCAGGCCAUGCAACGCUUCAACCCCGGCCCCGAGGUUCCGGAAUCCGAUUUUCCGAAGCUGUUCGUCGCGUUUUUGAAGCGGUUCAAGACCAGCAAGGAUGGGGCCGAUGAGGACGAGGGUGGGAGUCGAAGCCCCACAUCGCCUUCGCGGCGCAGAACCAAAGAGACUGCGCCUACGAAUCGACCUGGCGGUAAGGGCGGUGGAAAGAGCCCAAAAGCGGAGACCGAAUCUGCAAGUUCCGAAGACAUUGGUGGCGAAUUUGCGUUUUAUCCCAGCCCUGGAUCCACGCCGCGCAGCUUUGAUGGUGAUGUGGUUCAGGCGGAGCUGAGCCAAAGCCCUGAUCCCUCGAAGUCCGAGGAGUUUCGGCGGCUGGCACUUGGCCCCAUGCAACAUUCGCCGGUGCCAGCAGUUCAUGUCCAUCCACAAGGGCAAGAGUCUGUCCAGAUGAGUUCGGGGAUGCAGCCGCAGGUGACUAACUACCAGCAGCCGCAGCUUCAGCUCGUUCGCGGGACUCAGUCCCCACAGAUGCAGGUGCUGUCGACGCCUUCGCCCACGAGCAAGGCCGGGCCACCGGCCUCGCCGCAGUUUGCGGGGCCGAACCUGCAGCCACGCGGAGGGCAGAUGUCUCCGACGAUGUCGCCGCAGCACAUGCAGCAAUUCAACGCUCAGGCCCAACAUUUCCAGCAGUUCCCACCUGCACAGCAAUCGCCUGGCAUGGCGCAGCUGCAGUCUUACCCACAGAAUCAAGGACAAGCACCAUACCCACCCCAACCAAACGCUCCGUUUCAACCACAGCAGCUGCAAUCGCAGCCCUUUCAGCAGUUUCAAGCACAGUAUCCACCACAAUCAUCCAUACCCGCACCCCAGUUCCCGUCACAGCAAAUUCCACCACAAGUUCCGCCUCAACAGAUGCAGCAGCAGCAGCAGCAAAUGCAAUCGCCGCAAGUGACGCCACAAGCAUUUCAGCAGCAGCAACAGCAGCAACAACAGCAACAGCAACACCAGCAGCAGCAACAGCUGCUGCAACAACAAUUUCAACAACAACAGAACGUACAACAGCACCAGCAGAACCUCCAGCAGCAACAUCAACAGCACUUGCAGAGCAUGCAACAGCAACAAGAUAGCAUGCUUCACCAUCAGCAGCAACAGCAGCACCACAUGCAGCAGCAACAGCAGCAAGCGCAGCAUCAAGUGCAGCAGCAGGCGCAGCAGCAAGCGCAGCAGCAAGCGCAACAUGCACAACAGCAGGCACAGCAGCAGGCGCAGCAGCAGGCACAGCAGCAGGCACAGCAGCAGGCGCAGCAGCAGGCACAGCAGCAGGCACAACAGCAGGCACAGCAGCAGCAGCAGCAGCUGUUGCAACAGCAGUUUCAACAGCACAACUUGCAACAGCAGCAACAACAUAUCCAGCAGCAGCAGCAGCAGCAUCAGCAGACUUUGCAACAGCAGCAGCACAGCAGUCUUCAGCAGCAACAGAGUGGCCUGCAACAGCAGGACGGCUUGCACCAGCAGCAGCACAUGCAACACCACCUCCAGCAAAACAUGCAACAGCAGCAGCACCAGCAAGCGAACUCGCCACAGCAGCAAUUCCAACAAUUUCCCCAAGCGAUGCAUGCGCCGCAGCAUCCUCCACCUGCGCAUGCUGCACCUCACAUGCCACCGACAGCCCCAUCAG